Cordyceps militaris CM01 is the source of this 423-nucleotide messenger RNA. RefSeq lists its product as uncharacterized. NCBI's taxonomy places the organism in Eukaryota, Fungi, Ascomycota, Sordariomycetes, Hypocreales, Cordycipitaceae. The record is from RefSeq and is a predicted model, not a curated record. The coding region runs from base 1 to 423 and encodes 140 amino acids. The transcript is spliced from 3 exons.
AUGUUCUCAAUACGCGCUGCGGUUGUCGCUCGUCGGGUGUCUACAGUACGGCGCCAACUCGCCACUACCAGAACAUAUGCCACAGAGAAGUCCAACAACCCUACACCGUUGCGCGACGGCGGUUUCCUUGCUUUGGAUCUCCUUACCCCGUGUCGAUCAGCCGAGAGUUUUGCAGCCCGUAUACUCCUGCUAACCGUGCAACCCCCGCAGGCAAGCUUCUACAAGACUUUUUCGCGGCCCAUUGCAAAGGUCAUGAUCCUCGCCGUCUUUACGUACCAAGUCGCGUAUUGGUCCUGGAUCAAGCUGGAAGCCGACGAGGCGCGUGCCAAGGUUGAUGCCGAGAUUGAGACGCUAGAAAAGACGGUAACUGAGUACAAGGAGUCCAAGGCUGCUGCUGAGACGGGUCCGAUGGGUUCCAAGUGA